AUGCAGUGCGUGCGUCAUACUACGGCCAAAAGGACCCUCCCCGCGGGUGUUCCCGUCAUUUCGCCGCUAAAAUCUCAGUCCCCUAAAACCCACACCCCACGCCGGCCCUAUCGCUCUCGCUCCCCUCCUCUGCCUGCUUCCUCCCUUCUCCCCUCUCCCCUUCCCUUCCCUGCAGCCUCGCCUCGCGGACUCCCAGGGAAUGGAAGCCCUGUGAUUCCCUCACUCACCACCACCACCACCACCACCCCGCAUUACCAGCGUUCGCGCUCGCUCCGAGCAAUGGCGGCGGUUCUGGCGGUCCUGGUGGCUGUGGCAGCCACCGCCGCCUCUCCCGCGGCGGCGCUCAACACGGACGGGCUAGCGCUGCUAGCGCUCAAGUUCGCUGUCUCAGACGACCCAGGUAACGCGCUCUCCACGUGGCGGGACGCCGACGCCGACCCCUGCUUCUGGGCGGGCGUCACCUGCUCCUCCUCCGGCGGGGGCCGCGUCUCCGCCGUCGACCUCGCCAACGCUUCACUCGCCGGGUACCUUCCCUCCGAGCUCUCGCUACUAUCUGAGCUCCAGGAGCUCUCUCUCCCCUACAACCGCCUCUCCGGCCAGAUCCCGGCGGCCAUCGCCGCGUUGCAGCGGCUGGCGACGCUGGACCUCGCGCACAACCAGCUGUCGGGCCAGGUCCCGCCCGGGAUCGCGCGCCUCGUCUCGCUGCAGCGGCUCGACCUCUCCUCCAACCAGCUCAACGGGACGCUGCCCCCGGCGCUCGCCGCGCUCCCGCGGCUGGCGGGCGUGCUUAACCUCAGCUACAACCACUUCACGGGCGGGGUCCCGCCCGAGUUCGGCGGGAUCCCCGUCGCUGUCAGCCUCGACCUCCGCGGGAACGACCUGGAGGGCGAGAUCCCGCAGGUCGGCUCGCUCGUCAACCAGGGGCCCACGGCGUUCGAUGGCAACCCGAGGCUGUGUGGGUUCCCGCUCAAGGUCGAGUGCGCGGGCGCGGCGAGGGGGGAGGACGACGGGCCGAGGAUCCCGGACGGCGCCGUAGGAGGCGGCGUCACCGACCCUGGCGCGGCUGCGGAGGUCGGGAGACGGGCGCCGAAGCCGCGGCGGCGGUCGUCGCCAACGGUACCGGUCCUCGCCGCCAUUGUCGUGGUUGCUAUUGUCGCUGGCGUGGCUCUGCAGUGGCAGUGCCGGAGGCGGUGCGCUGCGGCGGGGGCGGAUGAGGAGAAGGAGUCGGGCAAGGAGAAGGGCCCGGGGGCGGUGACGCUCGCUGGUAGCGAGGACCGGCGCAGCGGUGGCGGGGGAGGGGAGGAGGGGGAGGUGUUCGUGGCAGUCGACGACGGCUUCGGGAUGGAGCUGGAGGAGCUGCUCCGGGCCUCCGCCUACGUCGUUGGCAAGAGCCGCGGAGGUAUUGUGUACCGCGUCGUCCCCGGCCGUGGACCCGCCGUUGCUGUUCGCCGCCUCAGCGAGCCUGACGAUGGCGACAGCGACGGCUCCGGCUCCGGCUGGCGCCGUCGCCGCGCGUUCGAGGCCGAGGCUGCCGCCAUCGGCCGCGCGCGCCACCCCAAUGUGGCCCGCCUCCGCGCCUACUACUACGCCCCCGACGAGAAGCUGCUCAUCUACGACUACCUCCCCAAUGGCUCCCUCCACUCCGCUCUCCACGGUGGCCCGACGGCGUCGCCGACGCCAUUGCCGUGGUCCGUGCGUCUAUCCAUCGUGCAGGGCGCGGCGCGCGGGCUGGCGUACCUGCACGAGUGCAGUCCGCGGCGGUACGUGCACGGCUGCAUCAAGUCCUCCAAGAUCUUGCUGGACGACGAGCUCCGCGCGCACGUGUCCGGGUUCGGCCUCGCCCGCCUUGUCGCCGGCGCGCACAAGGCCGCCGCGGGAGGCCACUCCAAGAAGCUCGGCAGCGCGGCGUGCGCGCUCCGCGGCGCCGGCGCCGGCGCCGUGUCGUACGUGGCCCCGGAGCUGCGCGCGCCAGGCGGCGCGCCCGCCGCGGCCGCCACGCAGAAGGGGGACGUGUUCGCGUUUGGCGUCGUGCUGCUGGAGGUCGUCACCGGGCGCGAGCCCACGGAAGGGGAAGGCGGCAUGGACCUGGAGGCCUGGGUGCGCCGCGCCUUCAAGGAGGAGCGGCCGCUGUCGGAGGUGGUCGACCCCACGCUGCUCGGCGAGGUGCACGCCAAGAAGCAGGUCCUGGCCGUCUUCCACGUCGCGCUCGGGUGCACGGAGCCCGACCCCGAGAUGCGCCCGCGCAUGCGCGCCGUCGCCGAGAGCCUCGACCGGAUCGGCUGACCAAGAUGACUCGGCGGCGGCCGAUCGCCGGCAGCCGGCUACUGAUCAACUACGUAGGUCCAAUCCAGCGCAUAAAAGACUCGGAUCGGAAUAUCGGAGUAGUCCUGUUCAUGUAGAUUAUCAGUAAGCAGUGUGGAUUUCAGAGACGGUAAACAGAGGCAAGAAUCAUCAUCUGUGCUCCAUUAGUGAAUCAAUGUGCAGCCUUUGCAGUUGUGCUAAUCUUUGGAAUCUUUUGCGGCGCUUCAAGAUCUUGAUCCAUUCCAAAGCGAAUUUUCUAUCGUUUUGCCGCUGCCGAAAAGCUUUGCGUUUCUUGGCAACUCGGGCCUUUUUUAGUUC
This is a messenger RNA of Sorghum bicolor (sorghum), 2619 nucleotides long. RefSeq names its product receptor protein kinase-like protein ZAR1. The record is from RefSeq and is a predicted model, not a curated record. Lineage: Eukaryota; Viridiplantae; Streptophyta; Magnoliopsida; Poales; Poaceae. The coding region runs from base 1 to 2283 and encodes 760 amino acids. Gene Ontology annotation, biological process: protein phosphorylation. Gene Ontology annotation, molecular function: protein binding; ATP binding; protein kinase activity. The transcript has 3 exons.